Messenger RNA from Sycon ciliatum, 5815 nucleotides. RefSeq names its product DNA-directed RNA polymerase I subunit RPA1-like. Lineage: Eukaryota; Metazoa; Porifera; Calcarea; Leucosolenida; Sycettidae. Gene Ontology annotation, cellular component: RNA polymerase I complex. Gene Ontology annotation, biological process: DNA-templated transcription. The transcript is spliced from 40 exons. The record is from RefSeq and is a predicted model, not a curated record. Gene Ontology annotation, molecular function: DNA binding. The coding region runs from base 178 to 5406 and encodes 1742 amino acids.
CGAUGAUGAGGAAUGAAUUUUUCUUCUUGCGUUUUGUUCAGGUGAUGUGAGUUGCUUUUUGAAAAGGCAUCCAAGAAGUGAAGAACAGCGUUUCCUUCGUACACCUAUUGUUUCGCCUUCUUGGAGUUGAAAUAUAAAUGCAAUCUCCUUUAGGAUGGGCUGGAUAGUGCCUCUGAAAUGAACAAGGGACCGUGUGAAACUCCAACUCAUUUGUUGGAUGGAAUUGCAUUUUCUUUAUUUUCACCUGAUGAAAUCAAGGCGCUCAGUGUGAAGGAGAUCACCAAUCCGGAGACGUUUGAUACGUUGAAUAAUCCCAACCCGUGUGGCUUGUAUGAUUCCGCACUCGGACCUUUCAAUCGCUCGGAUACCUGCACCACAUGCAGACAGCAGCAACUGCACUGUCCUGGUCAUAUUGGCCAUGUCCAGCUUCCACUGCCCGUCUACCACCCGAUCUUCUUCAAGACUUUGUUGCAGAUUGUGAAGGGUGGCUGUAGAUAUUGUCAUCGUGUUCUGGCUUUGCCAUGGCAGUUGGCAUUGACGCAAGGUCAGCUCAGACUGGCCAGCUAUGGCCUUCUAGCGGAAGCUGUUGAUCUAGGCAGUUUUGUUCCAGACAGUGUUGGUCCAGAUGGCGAAGAGGGUGCGUCCACAGUACACGAGAGGGUGGCAUCCAUCCUGGAGAAGGUUGGAUAUGCCAACAUGGACGAGUCAAACCUGAAUACGCUGACGCGGCAUGCAGUUGACUUCCGGCGUCAACUAGUCACCGACUUCUUCAAGCAAUUAAAGGUUGCAAAGUGUCCGCAUUGUAAGGCGCCUGUCCGAGGCCUUCGGCAGGAGCAGGGUGUAAGGAUUUUCGCUAAGCCGCUGCCCGCUAAAGUUGCCAAUAAGUGGGCAACGUUUGUUGUGGACAAGGAGCUGGAAAAGAACGGCGGGAAUGUCAUCACAGCAGACCUAGGGACUGGUGGUAGCCACCCGCAGCUUGGGUACAAAGAGAUGAUUGAUCGGGAGCGCGAUAGCCUGCUUGCCCUGACGCUGCUGAUGCCGCAUGAAAUCCGCGAGCACGUGGUGCAGAUGUGGCAGCUUGAUCAGGGCGUUCUGCAACACGUCUUCGGCGUACUGGGCACUGUACCCAAAGUUAACGUGCAAGGCUCUCCAAUGGACAUGUUCUUUGUCCAGGUGCUGCCUGUUGCACCAAGCCGCUUUCGACCGGUGUCAGAGAUGGGCGAACGAAGGUUUAUUCAUCCAGAAACUCAGGGCUUAGCCAAGAUCAUUUCGGACAACAUUGGUUUGCGGGAGGUGAUCGUUGACCUGAAAGCGAAUGGAGAUAGCGAGGACAGUGCAAAGGCCAAGAAGGUUCAGUACCUCUGGCAGCAGGUGCAGUCUGAUGUGAAUGCAUUGAUGGACAGUGACCUGAUACCUAAGCAACCCGGCGAGAGGGUGGCUGGUGUACGCCAGUUGCUUGAGAAGAAGGAAGGUCUGUUUCGCAGGCAUAUGAUGGGCAAGCGUGUAAACUAUGCUGCACGUUCGGUCAUUUCACCUGACUUGAACAUCAAUGCGGAUGAGAUUGGCAUUCCCCAGGUGUUUGCCAAAACACUGACGUAUCCGCAGCCAGUCACGUCAUGGAAUGUGCAGCAACUUCGCAAAGCAAUCCUCAAUGGUCCCAAUGUUCAUCCAGGUGCCUUUGCUGUGGAAAUGGAAGAUGGUUCCCGUGUUCUGAUCAAGAGCAAAGACCUCACGCAACGGCAGGCACUGGCCAAGCAGUUGCUGACUCCAAGCGCCAAUGCUCCAACUGGUACAUGCAAGAAGGUGCAUCGUCAUUUGAUCAGCGGUGAUGUCAUGCUGCUCAAUCGCCAGCCAACCCUGCACAAGCCCAGCAUCAUGGCUCACAAGGCCUAUGUGCUGCCAGGGGAGAAAACCAUCCGAUUGCACUACGCAAAUUGCAAGUGCUACAAUGCCGAUUUUGAUGGUGAUGAAAUGAACGCUCACUUUCCGCAGAAUGAACUGGCGCGUUCCGAAGCCUACAACAUUGCUGCUACAAGUCAUCAGUACCUGGUGCCCAAGGAUGGUUCACCGCUCAGUGGUCUCAUCCAGGAUCACAUGGUUGCUGGCGUUAUGAUGACAAUCCGUGGCCGCUUUUUCUCCCGGGACGAGUACCAUCAGCUGGUGUUCCGGGCGUUGCCUCGCAGUGUCGGCCAUGUACGCCUUCUUCCGCCAUGCAUCAUGAAGCCCAAACAGCUUUGGUCUGGCAAGCAGAUUGUAUCUACAUUACUUCUGAACAUCACACCCAAGGAUAGAGCAUUACUGAACCUCGGCGGUAAAGCCAAGAUCGCUGACAAGGCAUGGAAGAAUCGGAAACCACGCAGAGCAUUCAUGCAGGUUCUGCAGGAAAAUGAAAUGUCUGAAUCUGAGGUUAUCAUUCGUCAAGGAGAGUUACUAUGUGGUGUCCUGGACAAGGCACACUUUGGAAGCACAGCCUACAGUUUGGUACAUGCCUGCUUCGAGGUGUAUGGUGGAAGUAUAUCCAGCCUUCUCCUGUCUUGCCUGGGAAAGCUAUUCUCUACGUUCCUGCAGCUUCAUUAUGGCUUUACACUCGGUGUCGAAGAUAUCCUUGUCAAGAAGAGGGCAAACAGGAAACGGCAGGACGCCAUGGCCCAGAUGGCACAGUGUGGUGGUGAGGUCAUUCGGGAGGCAAUGGGACUGGAGCAAGAUGCAGACGAUGAAGUGGCGCAGGCCAAACACGAAGCGGCUCAUCGAAAGCAGGAUGGUCUCCACGUGGUGGACUACGCAAUGAAACGGCGCACUGACGAGGCCACCAACCUCAUCAACAAGCUGUGCAUACCUGAUGGCCUGGUGAGACGCUUUCCGUACAACUCCUUGCAGUUGAUGGUACAGUCCGGUGCUAAAGGUUCAAUGGUCAACUGCAUGCAGAUCUCCUGUCUGCUGGGACAGAUUGAGUUGGAAGGUCACCGGCCUCCGCUCAUGCCCAGUGGCCGUUCACUGCCCAGCUUUCAGCCGUAUGAUCCGAGCCCGCGUGCCGGUGGAUUCAUCGAUGGCCGUUUUUUGACCGGAAUCCAGCCGCAGGAGUACUUCUUCCAUUGUAUGGCCGGCAGAGAGGGUCUCGUCGAUACUGCUGUGAAAACCAGCCGUAGCGGUUACCUGCAGCGCUGCCUCAUCAAGCAUUUGGAGUCGUUGCAGGUCAACUACGACUUGACUGUUCGUGAUUGUGACGGCACUGUUGUUCAGUUCAACUAUGGUGAAGACUCGCUGGACAUCGUCAAGACACAGUUUCUCUCCAAGAAGCAGCUGCCGUUUGUUGUUGACAACUUCCAGGCUUUCCGCGAGCAGUGUGAUGUUGGCGCAGCACUGAACUCUCUGAACUUGUCCAAAGCAUCUAAGUACAAGAGGAAGAUCGAUCGCUGCACGCAAAAGGGUGCAGACCCCCUGUGCAGCAUGCAGCACCGCCGUGUCGCAGCAUCGCCCUUCCUCGCGUUCUGCCGCAAGCACGAACACCUCGUCGAUCCCAGCACUCUCAGUAGGGACGACCAAGUCACUGGCCGGUCAUUGACUUCCUCCGCUCUCUUGUCACGCUGGUCUGAGCUGGAUGAGGCACAGAGAGAGAAAUAUCGCAAGAGAGCCGUGCCGUUCCCCGACCCAGCUCUAUCCGUACUGCGACCCGACCACUACUAUGGCUCUGUGUGUGAGAAGCUGGAGCAUGUCAUCGAUCAGUACGUGAACGAGUCCGUCGCCAAGGGUCACCUCAGUCACGGAGAGACAACCGACUCACUCGAAAGCUUACAGUCGGAUAGUUCAACAACUGAUGAAAGGAGCACACCCACUGCAGAUCAACUCAAAGCGUUGGUCAACCUGAAGUACAUUCAGUCCCUCGCGGAGCCUGGUGAAUGUGUGGGUCUUCUCGCUGCCCAGUCCAUUGGCGAGCCGUCCACGCAGAUGACGCUGAACACGUUUCAUUUUGCUGGUCGUGGAGAAAUGAACGUCACACUCGGUAUUCCUCGUCUUCGUGAGAUCUUGAUGGUGGCUAGUGCCAACAUCAAGACACCGGCUAUGGAUGUGCCGUUGCGAGCACGUGGACCUGAUGCAGCUGACGACUCACAGUUCCUGAAGAAAAGAUUCACAAGAGUUCUUUUGUCUCAGGUGUUGGAGAAGGCCGAGAUCUUCGAAACGCUCUGCGAAUCGCCUGCUGGCGGUAAUCGGUUACGACAGUACCGGAUACGGCUCAGUUUCUUACCGCAUGAAGCGUACAAGGAUGAGUUCAGUGUCACGCCGGACCUGGUGCUGCAGUCCACCGAGGCCCGCUUCUUCCGCCUGCUGGUUGCCAACAUUCGCAGGGUGAUCAAGAAGAUGCAGAAAGCCAGGGAAGAGAGCACAGCCGUCGUUCCUGAAAUCGUCCACCGGCCGCGAACAACAGAUGAGAACGGCCCUGACAGCGAACCAGAUGAAUUGCUAUCGGACGUUGACGAGGAGGGUGCCGAUGCAUCCAGUGCGAAACUGCACGCGCGCAAGAAGCAGCAAGUGUCUUACGACGAUGAUGAUGACGAUGAGGAGAUCAUGUAUUCGGAUUCGGAUUCGGACUCAGACAGUGAUGCUGCCCACGUCAAAUCUGAAGCCUCGGCAGCUGGUGGUGGUUCCGGAGAUGAGAGUGAUAACAGUGGUAACACUAAUGGUGUGCCUCAUCAUCCUUCAACUCCAGGAGCAAGAGCUCGAUCGACCGAUACAGAUGUUCAGUUCCGUGUUCGGGGUGUUACACAAGGAAGUUCAGCUGUUACAGACUACUGCUAUGACACAAAGAACAACCUCUGGUGUGAGGUCAUUCUAAAGUUCCCUAUCAUGUACAGCAAGGUCAUGAUCGCAGAUAUCAUUGAACGAACGUCUAGGAAGUACAUCGUGCAUGAAGUGCCUGGCAUCCAGCGAUGCUUUAUCAACGAGAGCAAAGAAGCUGGCGAAAACGGCAUGUGGCGCCUCAAGACGGAGGGUGUGAACUUGCCGGAGUUGUUCUACUACCCGGACAUCAUUGACAUCAAUAAGCUGUAUACCAACAACAUCCACGCCCUUGCGGCAGUCUAUGGUAUUGAAGCAGCUCGCCAGGCACUCGUCAAGGAAAUUGCGGCCGUCUUCAAGGUGUACGGUAUUGUAGUGGACUAUCGGCAUCUGUCUCUCAUCGGUGACUACAUGACCGUGGAAGGUUCCUACAGACCGUUCAAUCGCAUCGGCAUCGAAAGCAACCGCUCGCCCUUCCAGAAGAUGAGCUUCGAGACGACAAUGCACUUCCUGCGCCAGGCGACGGUCAACGGAGACACCGACAAUCUCAUAUCGCCCUCGGCUCGGAUUGUGGCCGGUCUGCCAGCGUUGGGAGGUACUGGCUGCAUGGAUAUCUUGCAGCCACUCGCUUAACGCCGGAUCUGCAACUUUGUACAGUGAUGCUGCUCUGUGUGGCUGUGUAAUAUAGUGGCUGUGAACAUAUAUGCCAAGUUUUUUUCCUUAUCUUUUUCUGACUUUAAGUUAACGUACCAGUUGGUGUUCUCCCUCCAUGUCCCUGAAUGCAAGUCCACUCAGUGUUGGGCACUGGGCUUUUAUGUACUCUCUGAGUAGAGGGUUUAUACUGGAGACUGGAGACAUCUUUUAUCAUCGCAAACUCUGGAGCGACCUUUUAUCACGCUAGCUUCAAACGCUGUGUGCAACUCUAAUAAAUCCGCUGACAAGCUUCUGUUGUCAAUGCAGUGUACAUAAUUAUGUGUAGUGUAUGUGUGAAGCUGUGCCCCAGACAGGCACUACAAUGUCACCGAUGUGUUUUGAGCUUUGA